CUCUUCCCCGCCCUCUUGAGAGCUUUGAGAGGAAAAAAGAAAGACAGAAAGCAAGUGCUAGAAAAAAACAAAAAAAAAAAAAUGAUGAAGCUGAGGUCAAAGAAGUUCUACAGAAGCAUUUCUUCUUCCAAGCUAAUUGGCAGCAACAACAACAGCAAUAAGCAGAAUAACAAAGGAGGAAACGAAAAUCAGAAUAACAGAGGUGGAAACGAAAAUCAUCAAAAGGAUCACAACAACAAUAUAAUUAGUGAAAUCAAAUGGGAACUUCGACCAGGCGGUAUGCUUGUUCAAAGAAGAGAAAGUGGUCAAGGUGUUGGAGAGGGUUUGAUCACCAUUAGAGUCUCGACUGUGUCCAAAUGGCAUGACAUCUCUAUAGAACAAACUUCUACUUUCGGGGAAUUGAAGAUGAUUUUGUCACUGGUAACUGGUUUGGAGCCAAAAGAACAAAGAGUAUUGUUCAAAGGGAAAGAAAGAGAAGAUGGUGAAUAUUUACACAUGGUUGGAGUUAGAGACAAAGACAAAGUGCUUCUGCUACAAGAUCCUGCCAUCAAGGAGAUGAAGCUCCACGCCUUAGCCACUGCUCGUCGUACCAUUAGUGUAUGACACUGAUUAAUUAAUUAAUUAAUUAAUUAAACAUAUAUAAUUAAUUAAUGUUUCUUUGCUAACCAUAUAAUUUGGGUGGGGGGGGGGGGGGGGGGAAGGAAAACAUCUAAUUAAAAUUUAAUUUAACGUGGGUGAGUGUGUAUUGUCUACUUAGCCUAGUUUGGUUAGAUUAGGGACUUAAAACUUUAAAAGUCCCGAGCGGUGAUUAAAAAAAUUGUAAAAGCUGAUGCAUAUCCUCAGUGUGCUUGAUGAUCAACGAGGAUGUAGUUGAUUCCCCUAUGUAUUGUUGUAAAUCUUUUCUCAAGUGGUUCUUUUCUGCCUACUGGCCAACCAAACAAAAAUUAUUAGUGCUGGCUUUUCUCUGUCA
This is a messenger RNA of Ziziphus jujuba (common jujube), 970 nucleotides long. RefSeq names its product BAG family molecular chaperone regulator 2. The transcript is spliced from 2 exons. The coding region runs from base 82 to 603 and encodes 173 amino acids. The record is from RefSeq and is a predicted model, not a curated record. Lineage: Eukaryota; Viridiplantae; Streptophyta; Magnoliopsida; Rosales; Rhamnaceae. Gene Ontology annotation, molecular function: protein binding.